Naegleria gruberi is the source of this 3198-nucleotide messenger RNA. RefSeq lists its product as uncharacterized. The record is from RefSeq and is a predicted model, not a curated record. NCBI's taxonomy places the organism in Eukaryota, Heterolobosea, Eutetramitea, Acrasida, Naegleriidae. Gene Ontology annotation, biological process: protein phosphorylation. The transcript is spliced from 5 exons. The coding region runs from base 1 to 3198 and encodes 1065 amino acids. Gene Ontology annotation, cellular component: cytoplasm. Gene Ontology annotation, molecular function: ATP binding; protein kinase activity; protein binding.
AUGCAAAAGCAAGAGCCUUCGCCAACGACGGCUCCAACAAACAACCACACCGGAAAGACUUAUUCCAGCUCGAUCGAUGAUUAUCAUGUUUUGGAAUUAAUUGGUGAAGGAUCAUUUGGAAAAGUCUUUAAGGGAAGAAGAAAAUAUACAAGUCAAAUUGUCGCUAUGAAAUUUAUCCCAAAGAAGGGAAAAAACGAGAAGGAGUUAUACAACCUCAGACAAGAAAUUAACAUUUUAAAGAAGCUUAACCAUGAAAAUAUAAUUUUAUUAUUGGAUUCGUUUGAAACUAAAGAGGAAUUUUGCGUAGUGAUGGAAUUUGCUCAAGGAGAGUUAUUUGAAAUUCUUGAGGAUGAUGAACGUCUUCCGGAAGAUGUUGUUGGCAAGAUUGCUAAACAACUCGUAAGAGCUUUACACUAUCUUCACUCUAACAGAAUUAUCCACAGAGAUAUGAAACCACAAAAUAUUUUGAUAGGAUCAGAUGGUGCCAUUAAAUUGUGUGAUUUUGGUUUUGCCAGAGUCAUGUCUUGCAAUACCAUGGUUCUUACUUCUAUCAAGGGUACACCUUUGUAUAUGGCUCCAGAAUUGGUCCAAGAACAACCAUACAACCACACAGCCGAUCUGUGGUCACUUGGUGUUAUUCUGUACGAGUUGGUUGUUGGUAAACCUCCAUUCUUUACUAACAACUUCUUUUCUCUUAUUCAAUUCAUUGUGAAGGAUCCUGUAAAAUAUCCACCUUAUAUCAGUCCUCCAAUGAAGAGUUUCCUUAGAGGAUUAUUGAAUAAGGCACCAAAACAAAGAUUGGACUGGCCAAAAUUGCUUGAACAUCCAUUCGUUAGGGAAACAAAAGAAGAAAAGGAACAAAGAGAAAAACUGUUAUUGGAUAAUAUUGGUAGAAAGAGACUUGAAAUGUUCGAGAAAAUUGUUGCCCUUAAUCAAAAGCAAGAUUCAAAUACAAAGAAACCAAAGCAACCAUCCAAGACUCCUAGCCAAACAAGAGUGAAGAAAAAGGUUGAACCAAAGAGAGAUAUACCUUUGUCUGAGAUUGAAACAGCAAUUGCAAAGGAUGAAAAUGGACCAAAGUCAGUAAUGAAGAAUGUGGAAUAUUUGGAUAAAUUGGCUAAUCUUAUUAAGGUUACUCAAACAGCUUACAAAACAAAAUCAACAAAGACUGUCCAAACAUCUCUUAAAAUAUUAUCAAAAGCAUUGGAAAAGUGUGAGGAAGAGGAUUCUGAUAACUUGGUGGAUGCUGGAAUUGUCAGUAGCUUAUUGUUAAUGCACCCAACUGAUGGAGAUGUUUUCCAAUUCCCUUGUGUCUUCCAAUCAGAAAGUUCCUCAUCUACAGAAAAUAUUGACUGCAACCAAGAUAUCAACAUAAGAACAGCUAUUGCUAAGGCUCUAGCCAAGCAAAAUAUAGUGAGCAGUCUGAGUGAUCUUGUAAAUUCACCUGAUUACAACAGUAGAAUUGGAAUUUUGAAGGUACUAUUCCAGUCUUGUAGAUUUUUGCCAGAGUUUGCUAGACAAGUAGCUCUCGAUUCUCCUCUUGUUUCUUCAAUAAUGUCCUUAGUCAAGGAUUCAACAGAUAUGAAGGUAAUUUACGAAACUGAGCUCUCUUGUCUCUUGCUGGCAACUAUCUUCAAAGAAACACCAAAAAUAAUUCCUCAAUUUGGUCGAGAUAUUGACACAGUCAUUAAUACCAGUGUAUCUAUCAUCAAUACUGCUCUAGAUGAAAGAUAUAAAUGCUUUGCAAUUCUCCUUUUGGCCAGACUUUCUUCCAAUCCAGACUCUAAGAAGAGAGUUAUUAGCGAAUUAAUGACGCCUGUGGGAAUGUCGAAAUUGAACGAUGUUCUGACUAAGGAUGUAAUGGAAGGUUCUGGAUUUGGUUUCCCUGAUAUUGGUUUACUGGAUGGUGUUGUGUACUUGUUUAAUCAAGUGUCUGACAUUUGGGCUUCAUCAUUCAAUAAUUUGCUUUCCAAGACUGGUGUUUGGAGAUCUCUGACUGAAAGAUUGAAAUCAAGCGAUAUUGAAAUGUCUCCAGAUGCUGCCUUGGCAAGUAUUAAAUUAAUGUAUGAUAUUGCCUCGGCUAAUCCUGACACCAUUCCAACCCUUGUGGGUGAUAUGAGUAUUGUUAGAACUGUUAUUCAAUGUUUGAAAAAGAAUAUUGUGACUGCAUUUUCACACUGGCCUGCUUCAAGAAGUGGUGGUUCAUCCUUUGUAAACAUCUUUAUCAACUCCUCAGUGAGCCUUCUUCACUUGUUAUAUAAUCAAGCCACUCUUCAAGAAAAGGAAAAUGAAAAAUUGUUAGCUGAACUAAUUAAGGUAACACACAAGGAAGAAUUAGUCAAGUAUUGUAUUGGAAAUUUGGAAUUUACUACAAUGGAAAACUUUGGCUCAUCCCUUAACUUCCUAGCUAGUAUGGUUAUUACAUCACCUUUUUUCACCAAACAAUUCAUCAAGUUUGGUGGUCUUCAACCAGAGUUUUUACAACAAAUACUUAACACUUCGAAUCCAUCAACAGUUCUUAUGGAUGGACUUUCCAUUCUCAGUCAAAUUGCUAGAACCAGCAAGGAUUAUUACAAGCAAAUUCAUCAAGCCAAUAUCUACACAAACAUCAAAGAUCUUCUUAAGCAUAAGGAGAAUGAUGUCAGAGCGAAGGUUUGCAAUUUGAUAGGUAAUAUGUGCCGUCACUCUGCGUUCUUCUAUGAAGCUUUGAAUCAAUAUGGACUUAUUCCAGAUCUGAUUCAAAGAUGCAGAGAUAAUGAUGCAAACACAAGAAAGUUUGCCUGCUUUGCUAUUGGUAAUGCUUGUUUCCACAAUAAUAACUUGUACAAAACCCUCACUCCUUCCAUUCCUCCACUAAUUGAUUUACUGUCUGAGAAUUCAGAUGAAAAAACAAGAGCAAACGCUGCUGGUGCUCUGGGUAAUCUGGUAAGAAAUUCAAACGAGCUUGUAAAAGACUUGUUGAAGAAUGGAGCCAUAGAAGCCCUUGUUAAAACAUUAAGCGAUGAUAAUUCGAGUGCCAAGAAGAUUGCUCUAUUUUCUCUUGGCAACUUUUGUCAAUAUGAAGAGUGUUGUAUUGUAUUGAAACAGCUUAACUUUGAAAAGACCAUUACAGAAAUCAUGGCUAAGAGCCAAGAAGAUACUGGUGUUCAAAAAUAUUGUGCCAGAAUCCAAACUAAUCUCUCCAAAAUAACUAUUUAA